AUGUCGACUUCAAUAUCAUUAUCAACUAUUCAAACAAAUCAUAUAAAUUCAUUAUGUAAACUUUGUUCAAAUGCUUUAGUUUUAGUUGAUACAAUUACAUUAGAAUGGUUUCGUGUAACAAAUAUCAUCGGACAUUUAUUUUGUUCAAUAAAUCGUCCAACUAUAAAACAAAUUAAUGAUUCAAAUUUAUUCGAAAAUAAUAAACAUUCAAAUCUAGUUAUCAUUCUUAAUCAAUCAAUACCAAUAUCUCGUUUAAAUGAUAUAUGUACUGAACAAAAUUUUGAUUCAAUUACAUUAUUAACUAGUUCACCAUCAAUAAUUGAUGAUGAUAAAAAUGAAUUAGAAGAAAAUCUAUAUGAUAUAUUACAAAUAAAACAUUUACAAUUUCCAUUUAUUUCUAUAACAGAUUCAUUCUUUUUAAUACCAGCUCUUAUUCCACAUCAAUUACCAACUAUUGAAACUGUGACUUCACUCACUAAUGAAAAAAUUAAAACGAUAUCAUUAGAUACUAUAUUUAAAAGAGAUGAAAUAAAAACAAUUCGAAUUCAUGCUGAAAUGUUAAAUAGUUUAGUCGCAAGUAUGAAUGCACGUGAAGAUAUAUUUAUACUUGGUCCAUUGAGUCAUAUUAUAGCUCGUGAAUAUACACAAAUGACAAAUAUUAAACAUAGACGACGAUCUGGUGAAAAUAAAAUAGCUUUAUUAUUAAUUGAUCGUCAUUUAGAUUUAGCAACACCAUCAUCUCAUCAACAAGAUACAUUACUUGCACAAAUUAUUAAUAUUUUACCUAAUAUACGUAUAAAAAGUUCUGAUAAUUGUUAUCAACGUACGAUUGAUGUUAAAAUUGAUACUCGAGCAUUAUUAAAAAAUUCAUCAUCAAAAUAUGAAAAUGAUUUUAAUUCAUAUUUAUUUGCGGAUAUGAAACGACGCAUAACAAAUGAAGAUACUAAAUCAGUAUUUGAUAAUAUUAUUUAUUCAAAAUCGAAAGUAGCAACAACUGAAGUUUUUACUCAUCUUCUUGAAUCUCUUAUCUAUAAUAAUUUGGAAACAAAAAUAAAACCUGUUAAAGUAUCAGCUGCUGCUAUUAGUGCUUGUUUAGAAAAAUUCAAACAAUCACCAAAAGUUAUAUGUAAAAAUUAUGAACUUCUAGUCAUAUCUUGUUGUUUAAUGCAACUUAUGGAUUCUAUUAGUCAAAAUCAGAAAAUGGAACGAUUAAUUGGACUUGAAAAAAUUCUUGUACAAGCAUUAACAACAAAUGCUGGUCCUAGUCCAUUUUCAAUUAUAUUACAAACAUUAAAAGAAGAUUUAAUGAAAUCUGAAGAACAACGUCAAUUAAAAUUAAUUGAUUAUGUUAUUCUUCUUGUUCAUAUCUAUUCUCUUGCUGGUAAUGAUGUUUUUUAUGGUAAAGAAGAAAAAGAUCGUACACAUAAAUUAAUUGGAAAAGAAAUUCUUAAUGAUUCAUCAUUUACAAAUUCUCUUCGUGAAGCAAUGAAUACUCUUGGAUAUUCAUUAGAGAUUGAACAUAUUCUUGAUAUAAUCUAUCAAAAACUUGAUUUAUUAUUAUCUUAUAAACGACGUUAUAAAUAUCUAAAUUCUCUUAUUGUUCAUGGUUAUGAUGAACAACCAAAUUAUCGACAAUCAUUACUUAAACAAAUAUUUGAUUUAUUUAAACGACAUGGAAGUUCAGGAUCAUCAUCACCAUCACUUUCAUCACGUUUAACUGGUUCUACAAAUGUUUCUACAACUCAACAAGAACAAUUAAUGCAUGAUAUUGAACAUAUACCUUUUGAUGGUUUUACAGAUUUUUUUAAAAGUGCUGCAAGAGGAUUCUUUGGUGAUACAAAACCAAAUUUAAUUAGUAAUGAUUAUUCCACAAUUGUUAUUUUUAUUGUUGGUGGUAUAACAUCUCAUGAAAUUCAACUUGUUCAAGAAUAUAGUCAACAAAUAAAAAAACAAAUUAUUAUUGGUUCAUCGGGUAUAAUGAAACCUGAGGACGUUUUAUCAAUAUUAUUGAAAUGA
Molecule: messenger RNA, 2016 nt
Organism: Rotaria sordida
Lineage: Eukaryota; Metazoa; Rotifera; Eurotatoria; Philodinida; Philodinidae
Source: the annotation of a GenBank genome assembly